UGCAUCGAGGAAGCUGGUCGUCAACCUUCCAGAACUUUCUCCCCCACUCUGCGAACUCACUCGUUCCGAUCCCAUCGGUCCUUCUUCCCAUGCUGACGACGGCGGCGGCGGUAGUCUCCUCUCCGUCUCCGGGGGCCUCCUCCACCGCCCGACGCCGGAAGCCCCUCCCUCUCCUCCGCUACAAAGCUCCCUCCUUCUUGCAGCCGACGCGGCGGCUCGCCGGACGCGCCGUCGCCGCCUCCGCUAGUGGCCGCCAGGACCGGGACCGCGUCGUCUGCAAGGCCAAGGACGCCUCCUCCGCUACCGACCACGUGGGCGAUGUAGGGGAGCAAACGUGGGACGAUGCCGUCCUCGGGUGCGAGACGGCGGUGCUGGUCGAGUUCUGGGCGCCGUAGUGCGGCCCCUGCCGCCUGAUGCACCCCGUCGUCGCGGACCUGGCCAAGGCCUACGCCGGCAGGCUCCGCUGCCUGAGGGUAAACACGGACGAGAACCAGGAGGUGGCGACUAGGUACGGCAUCAGGAGCAUCCCCACCAUCCUCAUCUUCAGCAAGGGCGAGAGGAAGGAGACCAUCAUCGGCGCCGUCGCCGACACCGCCUUGGCAGCCACCGUCGACAGGUUCUUGUAACGCGAAGCAGGCUAGAGCAUCCAUGCUUGUAGCAUACAUACCGGAGUGGGGGUGAAAAAGUUGCAGCAACAAAAUCAGCACCGUUUAUGUGGUUUGGGGAAUGAGAACACUCACAGGCAGGAUCAGCUAGUUUGCUAUCAAUUCUUGCUAGCUAGUUGCUUGAUCAUUAAGAGUGAAAAUUUGUCAAAGGUGUGUAACGUUUUACAUAUACCCACUUGUAUGCAACAUUUACAUACGCAGUUGAUUAAUACAUAAUUUUGUUGGCAAGA
Molecule: messenger RNA, 895 nt
Organism: Brachypodium distachyon (stiff brome)
Lineage: Eukaryota; Viridiplantae; Streptophyta; Magnoliopsida; Poales; Poaceae
Product: thioredoxin M4, chloroplastic-like
Exons: 2
Coding region: 90-395 (101 amino acids)
Source: RefSeq, a predicted model, not a curated record